AUGCUAGUGUGCCGGCAUUGGGCUGCUGUAAUACUUAACGGGAAGAUUUUCUGGAGUCGCCCGCUCUUCUCCAAGAAGAGGUCGGCUCAGACAACACUAUCACGGUCCGGUGAUGCUCCCCUCAUUGUUCGACACGUGUUGUCAAGGCACGCUGAUCACACUUGGUUCCUCAAUUUUAUGGGCCCAGGUCAAGGGUUUUCGCGAUGUCGCGAAGUUGUCAUUCAGGCGCACACACCACCCAACUUUCUCCAGCUCAUAGACUGUUGGCCUUCCGCCACACCGCUGCUCGAGGUGUUGGCACUCAGCGUGGACCAUGUUCCCUGGUCUAUCCCUCUCCCCACAAAGCUCUGGCAACCCGCAAUGCAUCUAAGAACACUGGCGCUAGUGGACUGCGUGCUUGAAAGCUGGCACCCCGUCUCUAUGCUCAAUUUGACAACAUUCAUUUAUAUCUCAGAAGGCCCCUUCGCUUCAAGUUGCUAUCCCAGUGGUCCUGAUAUGAUGGAUUUCUUACAAUGCGCACCCAACCUGAGAACACUCGUACUCCGUGGUCCUUGCGUUUAUAACCGUUCAGAAGAUCCCGUAUUCGAGCCUGGUGUUGUAGCGGUCCUGAACCGCUUGUCCAGGGUGUCCCUCUCUGGGCGCCGAAUGUCUGUGCUUAAUCUCCUCCAGCACCUUUUAUUUCCUUCCACUGCAAUUCUAGAGUUGCGAUUAGAUUGCAAGUUCGAAUCUGAAGACGCUGAUACCGUGUCACGUCACUUCCAUGAAGCGAUACGGGAACACUAUCAAGCAACGUUGCUCCCUUUGGAUACGCAGACAAACACGGAUGUUGUUGCUCAUGAAGGCUCUUUUCCCAUCCUCGACCGCGUCUUCAUUGAAUAUGACUCGGCGGACUACAUUGGGCAUGAGGCCACCAUCACAGGCUAUAUCACAGAUGCCAAUAACGAGCCACAUCCUUCUAUCUCCAUCAUACUCACUACUUUCGGAGCAUAUCCCAAUUACCUUGCCCCACACAUCCUCCGAGAACUACGGCCUGACGCCGUAACAACACUCAGCCUUGGUUCUCCAGACGUUGACCCUACACACGGACUGGAUAUAUGGCAGAAUCUCUGGCGGGCUGUGCCUGCGGUAGAGGUCCUCAAUAUCAUCAACUUCCCCUUAUGUCACAAACCCUUUAUACGCUCGCUCUCAUCAUAUGCCACUGGAGCUGAUUCGGAUGGCUGUCCGUUGCCCGCGCUGGAGGAGCUGCAUAUUCGCCACGGGCUGAGCCUGCACGAAGCGCUUAAAGCACGGGCUGAUAGGGGGUCCCGUUUGCGGUUGCUGAAGUUUACAGUUCGUGGAGAGGAAAUGAACAUGGGCCUAGAGGAUCAAAUGAGACUGAAUGAGUGGGUCGACGAGAUUAUUUGGGAGACGGAUUGA
Messenger RNA from Coniophora puteana RWD-64-598 SS2, 1416 nucleotides. RefSeq lists its product as uncharacterized. The transcript has 2 exons. Bases 1 to 1416 code for a protein of 471 amino acids. NCBI's taxonomy places the organism in Eukaryota, Fungi, Basidiomycota, Agaricomycetes, Boletales, Coniophoraceae. The record is from RefSeq and is a predicted model, not a curated record.